This is a messenger RNA of Tilletiaria anomala UBC 951, 720 nucleotides long. RefSeq lists its product as uncharacterized. NCBI's taxonomy places the organism in Eukaryota, Fungi, Basidiomycota, Exobasidiomycetes, Georgefischeriales, Tilletiariaceae. The coding region runs from base 290 to 472 and encodes 60 amino acids. The transcript has 2 exons. The record is from RefSeq and is a predicted model, not a curated record.
UCGCCGUUCACGAUCUCCAGUGUUCUCCUUCCACUACCAAUCCAAGGGAGCCCUACGUCAGUUGACGUUGAUGCUCGCACUGGAUCUCCCCCUUUUGGAGGUCAUUCAAUAUUGACGCUCGACGUUUACGUCCCUUGCGCUCCCCCCGGGCCUGUGGCGACACUGGUCGCGCGUGCACGCGUUGAUGCUGAACUCAGCACUUAUGAGCUUCUGACUUCACUCCUCCACGCUUUUUCAGCCGAUCUAUUUCUAUCUUGACAGUCUUUAUGAACAAGCGUCUCCGUGACGGAUGGAGACGGACGCGCCAUCGGGCGUCGGCUCUGCUGUGCUCAGCAACCUUGCGCAAGACAGAAAACAAGUGCAGAUGACGAAGCAACGACAGCAGACCCCGGAGCCCCAUUCACAAAAACUAGUACACGGGCUAACACUACCACUGUUUGCCAUGUCGUACUCCACUGAUGAGCAUCGUUAGCCGGGGUCUCGAACUCACGGAUUGUGUGCCGAAAUGGUUUCAUCCGACCGACUCGACUCCCUUCCCUAAUUCGAAUGACCGUGAUGAGAGGGUGGUGAGACUGCGCAGCCAGUGAGAUAGGCUGUACAGAUGGAGGAAUCGGGAAAGACAGACUGCAAGUUGGCAGGAUACAACGUGAUGCCAUAUAUAUGAGUCGAUGUUCACUAUGGAUGACUCACAACAGAGCAAAGCGCUAUCUUGCUACGCUC